Molecule: messenger RNA, 1977 nt
Organism: Kwoniella botswanensis
Lineage: Eukaryota; Fungi; Basidiomycota; Tremellomycetes; Tremellales; Cryptococcaceae
Exons: 6
Coding region: 1-1977 (658 amino acids)
Source: RefSeq, a predicted model, not a curated record
AUGGCCGUACCCACACCACCCACGACAGCUUCCACGUCCACCUCGUCGACAUUCGACCAUCAAUGGCGUUCACCACCUCCUCAGGAAACUCCCUUGGCAGAGCCGGCUUCUCUUCCUGGGAUAGGAUUGCUACUGUCGCCUAAGUCAGCUUCCAACAACACCAGCAACGACAACGCCAAUCUUUCAAUGGGCAAAAACGACCUUCUACAUCCUUCUUUCUUACCUCCUUGCGAACACGGUAAAGAUGAUGGCGAUAUGCAUGCUCAUGCUUUCGAUCUCCUUUCAUUAUCAGGGAACGCACCUUCCAAAAAUUCAGUGAAUCCCUCAAGCUCUAGACCUACCAUGCCACCUUCCAAAUCCACUUCCAACGCUAUACCUUCCUCUGUUCCUGCCCACACUACCUCGUUCUUGUCUGCCUCGAGACCACCGACGGUCAAUGUCAAUGGUACCAGUAAUGGGCAUAACGGCGUGGAGAAGAAAGAGAAUGCGAAUAAUCCGCCUAAAGCACGUAGGAUGAGUAGCUCGACAACGGGUGUACUGGGAAGAGGAAAGCUGGGACUAACGGGCCCGUCUGGAGAAGGAAGUUUGGGAUUAGGAGGGAUUGGUAAAGACAUAAGGAGUUCAUCAUACAACAAUUCAACGCCUAUUCCUAAUCGUCGCCCUACCAUAAGUGGAUCUCCCGUCCCACAAUUGUUCGAUUUCACCAAGACCGACCGACGUCCCUCCGCACCCGCACUAUCUCACCGUACAGCAUCUGCUGUACCAGCUUCGUUGCCUGCUCGCAGUAACAUCCCUCGUCCAGUCCAUCCCGAAGACGAGGAUAUCGAACUUGAUAUGGAAUUUGACGGUGACGAAGAUGAUGAUGGGGAGAUCAAGCCCGGCAGUGAUAGGAGUGGAAGUGCGGAUAUAGAAAUGGACGAAGAUGAUGAGGGAGAAAUAUCGAAACUUGCUUUGGGAACCGGCAGUGGUGGUGUGAAAGGCAGAAGGAAGGGGAUGGUGUUCAAAUGUGAAACUUGUAAGAAGGAAUAUCGACACCCAAGUUGUCUUGUCAAACAUCGAUGGGAACACUCUCCUCACUGGAAGGAACCUACAGCAUUGAGUAUGAGCAAACAUCAACAGGUGCAGAUGCUUGAGGCGGCUGCUAUUCUGGCUCAUCUCGAUCCAACGGUGAACCCUGGUCGAUCACUACCGAACGAUAAAUCGCUUUGGCCUGCCAUUCUAGAGGGUAAAGCGGCUGGACGACCGAGAUCGUCAUCACGAGCUAUGCGAGAUCCAUCAAUACUGCGCUCACCACCUAGUUCAGUCAUUGCACCUCUCACACCUUCGUCCCUGCGUGAGCCUAUGAGUCUAGGUUCUUUGGCCGAAAGACCUAAUGGUAAAGAGAGGAAAUCAUCUCCUGGUUCAGAUUCCACGACUUCGUCGAUGGGAGCUGGUGAACCGUAUAUACCGGCCAAUCAGAACGGUAAUGGUCUAGGUAUAAGAAAUAGCUAUUCUAAUGGGGUCGGGGUAGGCUCACCACGUACGAGUCGACCCAUGGGAAUCGCUCCAACGAAUGGCCGUAAACAUUCUUCAUCCAUAUCAUCUUCUCAUGGAGUCGCUAUGCCCGGUACACCCCAUUCGAUAGGCUCUCUACCUGAUAUGUCAGGACUAAACUUCCAUUCUGCCUCCGUCGGUGCCGGUGGUGGUACGCCCACCUCGUUGGGUAUGUCACCUAUACCGAAUCGAUUCAAAGUUGGUUUAGUGGGAGGAGGUAUGUUUGGAAAUGUUCAUACGGCUGUACCAUCCAGUUCGGUCCGAUCGGGAGCAGCGGACCUACCGGAAGAUGAAGAGGAUGAAGAAGAAGAUUGGUCUAAAGUCAGAGGUAAAUCAAGUUCGGUCGAAGUUGAUCCAACGAGAAGCACGAGGAACGGUGGAACGGGAUCACCGGCUGAGGGGGAGGAAGGUUGGAAUGGUAUGGCAAUGGAAAUGGAAUUGUAG